UUUGAUCAGCCUCUCAGUACACACCAGGACGAAGGAAAGUGUCGAAAACAAGUAUAGGUUCAGCGUGCUUUCUGGAAAAGUAAAACAUAAAAAGGAAAAUGGCUAAAGCACCUGCUGUUGGUAUCGAUUUAGGUACAACCUAUUCAUGUGUUGGGGUUUUCCAACAUGGAAAAGUCGAAAUUAUUGCUAACGAUCAAGGCAACCGAACUACUCCUAGCUAUGUUGGAUUCACAGACACAGAACGUUUAAUUGGUGAUGCUGCUAAAAAUCAAGUUGCAAUGAACCCCACUAAUACAGUUUUCGAUGCCAAGCGUAUGAUUGGAAGAAAAUUCAACGAUCCUUCCAUACAACAAGAUAGAAAACAGUGGUCAUUUGAGAUUGUUAAUGAAGGCGACAGACCCAAAAUCAUGGUCAACUACAAAGGGGAGGAACGAAAGUUUUUCCCUGAAGAAAUUUCCUCAAUGGUACUUACAAAAAUGAAAGAUACAGCUGAGGCAUAUCUUGGUAAAAAAGUAAAUGAUGUAGUUGUUACAGUCCCUGCUUACUUUAAUGACUCUCAGCGACAGGCUACAAAAGAUGCUGGAACUAUUGCUGGUCUUAAUGUAUUACGUAUCAUUAAUGAACCAACAGCUGCUGCCAUUGCAUAUGGUCUGGAUAAGAAAGUUGGUGCUGAAAGAAAUGUAUUGAUUUUUGAUCUUGGUGGUGGAACCUUUGAUGUAUCAAUCCUUUCUAUUGAAGAUGGUAUCUUUGAGGUCAAAUCUACCCAUGGAGACACUCAUUUAGGAGGGGAAGAUUUUGAUAAUGCUAUGGUUACUUACUUCUCUAAAGAAUUCCAGAGGAAACACAAAAAAGAUAUCAGCGGAAAUAAAAGAGCUGUCAGACGUUUACGAACAGCUUGUGAAAGGGCUAAAAGAACUCUCUCUGCAAGUACCCAAGCAAGUAUUGAAAUUGACUCUUUGUUUGAAGGCAUAGAUUUUUACACUUCGAUAACUCGUGCCAAAUUUGAAGAAAUGAAUAGCACAUUCUUCAAUAAUACAAUUAGCUGUGUAGAGAAGUGUAUUGCUGCAGCAGGAAAAGGAAUGAGCAAAGGUGCGAUACACGAGGUUGUGCUUGUUGGCGGUUCCACUCGUAUCCCAAAAAUCCAGGCCUUGUUAAAAGACUAUUUUGGUGGAAAAGAAUUAAACAAAUCUAUUAAUCCUGAUGAAGCUGUAGCCUAUGGAGCUUCUGUACAAGCUGCCAUUUUAACAGGUGAUACUGAUGAUGCAGUGAAGGACCUUUUGUUGUUGGAUGUUGCUCCAUUGUCUCUUGGCAUUGAAACUGCAGGAGGUGUAAUGACCAGCUUGAUUGCUCGUAAUACAACAGUUCCAACAAAGAAGUCUCAAACUUUCACAACCUAUUCUGAUAACCAACCUGGAGUGCUUAUUCAGGUAUUUGAAGGAGAAAGAGCAAUGACCAAAGAUAAUAACUUACUUGGUAAAUUUGAGUUAUCUGGAAUUCCACCUGCACCACGUGGUGUGCCACAAAUUGAAGUCACCUUUGAUAUUGAUGCUAAUGCAAUUUUAAAUGUGUCAGCUGUUGAUAAGAGUACUGGUAAAGAGAACAAAAUUACUAUUACAAAUGACAAAGGUAGACUAUCAAAGGAAGAUAUUGAACGUAUGGUUGCUGAAGCUGAGAAAUACAAGAAAGAAGACGAAGCACAAAAAGACAAAAUCACUGCUAAAAAUGGUCUUGAAAGUUAUGCCUACAAUAUGAAACAAACUGUUGAUGACGAAAAACUAAAGGAUAAGAUUAGUGAAGAAGACAAGAAGACCAUUGUUGACAAAUGCACUGAAACGAUCAGUUGGUUGGAUGAGCACCAGAACGCAGAGAAAGAUGAGUACGAAAGCCAACAAAAAGAAUUAGAGAAGGUUUGUGCUCCAAUCAUAUCUAAGCUGUACCAACAAGCUGGCGGAGCUGGAGGAAUGCCCGGUGGUAUGCCUGGAGGUAUGCCUGGUGGAAUGCCGGGUGAAGCCCCAUCUGCUCCAUCCAGUGGUGGUCCAACUAUCGAAGAAGUUGAUUAAAAAAUGUUUUUUUGCACGUAAAUUUUGCACAUGUAAACAAAAGUUCCUGUUGUAAGCUGAACAUUGACUCAGUUGUAUGUUAUUGUUUAAUAUGAAAGAGAUAAAUUAGGGUACUUUGAUUACACACUGUAAA
Molecule: messenger RNA, 2193 nt
Organism: Hydractinia symbiolongicarpus
Lineage: Eukaryota; Metazoa; Cnidaria; Hydrozoa; Anthoathecata; Hydractiniidae
Product: heat shock cognate 71 kDa protein-like
Exons: 4
Coding region: 99-2060 (653 amino acids)
Biological process (GO): protein refolding; cellular response to unfolded protein; vesicle-mediated transport
Cellular component (GO): cytoplasm; plasma membrane; cytosol
Molecular function (GO): ATP hydrolysis activity; heat shock protein binding; ATP-dependent protein folding chaperone
Source: RefSeq, a predicted model, not a curated record